UUGCCAAUGGAUGAACUGGUGCAUGACUUGGCCUCAGCCUUAGAGCAGACUUCAGAACAAAACAAGCUGGAUGAGCUAUGGGAAGAGAUGGCCCUAAGCCCACGGCAGCAGCGGCGUCAGCUUCGCAAGAGACGGGGUCGUAAACGACGCUCAGACUUCACGCAUCAGGCAGAGCAUGCCUGCUGCUACAGCGAGGCCUCAGAGUCAAGCUUGGACGAAGCUGUCAAGGAUUGCCGUGAGGUGCUGACAGCCAAUUUCAGUGACUCUGAUGACAUGGCAGUGGUCAAACGACACCCAGCUCUCAGUGCCACCCUGAGGAGCAAGCAACACUCGUGGCAUGAGUCAGACUCCUUUACAGAGAAUGCACCCUGUCGACCUCUCAGGCGCCGACGGAAAGUCAAACGUAUGACAUCAGAGGUGGCUGCCAGUCUCCAGCAAAAACUCAGGGUGUCAGAGUGGAACUGUGAGAGGGGCUGCAGGUUCAAGUCAGCCAAGAAACAGCGUCUUUCACGCUGGAAAGAAAAUGCCCCUUGGACAUCAUCUAGUCAUGGCCUUUGUGAAUCAGGAGAGAACAGGCCCUUCCUCAGCAAAGGGGGAAGGAAGGAGCGGAUGGAGUGUGAAGCUGAUGAACAGAAACAGGGCUCAGAUGAAAACAUGUCGGAAUGUGAAACCAGCAGCGUAUGCAGCAGCAGUGAUACUGGCCUGUUUACCAAUGAUGAGGGCCGCCAAGGAGAUGAUGAGCAAAGUGAUUGGUUUUAUGAAGGAGAAUGUGUUCCAGGCUUCACUGUCCCUAACCUUCUUCCCAAGUGGGGAGCUGACCACCGAUCUGAAGUGGAGCGGAUUGACUCAGGCCUGGACAAGCUCUCAGAUUCUACAUUCCUCUUGCCCUCGCGGCCAGCUCAAAGAGGAUUUCAUGCUCGCUUGAAUCGCCUUCCAGGAGCUGCUGCCCGUUGUCUCCGAAAAGGUCGGAGGAGGCUUGUUGGCAAGGAGACCUCCAUGAGCACUCUGGGCACCGAGAGGCUAGGUCAUAUUGUUAGUGAUCCGCGCCAGAAAGAAAAGAACAAAGUGCCAGCUUAUGAUUGCCCACACACUGUGGCCUGUGCACAUGAGUUCAAUCCAUUAUCUCCUCUGUACUCUCUGGAUGUGCUUGCUGAUGCUUCCCACCGAAGAUGCUCACCAGCACACUGCACUGCCAGGCAAGCAAAUGUACACCUGGGACCGCCGUGUUCAAGAGAGAUCAAGAGAAAACGAAAGCCAGCUGCAGCCUCCAUGUCCAGCCCAACAUCAGCAACUUUAUCUGUCCACAUGGAUGCAGCAGAGUCAGAGCUACCAGCAACACCAUCCCUGAGAUCCCAGAACUCUGAGUGGACAGGGAAAACACCAGCAGCUGAGAAAGUCGCUAUUGCUGCCUCCAGUAACUUUUUUAAAAUGCCACCAGAGAAGAGCCCUGGAUACAGCUAA
This is a messenger RNA of Tauraco erythrolophus (red-crested turaco), 1461 nucleotides long. The record is from RefSeq and is a predicted model, not a curated record. NCBI's taxonomy places the organism in Eukaryota, Metazoa, Chordata, Aves, Musophagiformes, Musophagidae.